AUGGAAGGUCACCAAGAGCCUAAUUACCCACCCCCAUUAACCCCAUCAUCCUUAAUCUCAUUGCCAUUCUUGUUGCCACCCCAAAACCCUCUCUUCACACCCUCAUCAACAUCAACAGCCCCAUCCUCCUCCUCACAGCUGAUCAGCCCUCCUCUUCUAGAACCUCAGCAGCAUCAAGUCCUCCCAGACAUUGAUUGGGUCAGCCUUCUCUCUGGUUCUCCAGCAGCUGGGUUUGAUGGGCAGGAGAUUAAUAAUUAUAAGCCACUGGUGGAAAAUAAUAAUGUUGGUGCCUCUGCUGAGAAUAUUAAUGAAGCUGAUCGGGAAGGAAAGGGUGCAAAUAGUAAAAGGAAAGGUGGAGGUAGGAUGAGAAAACCAGCGAGCCGGCCUAGAUUUGCUUUUCAGACCCGGAGUGCCGAUGAUAUUCUUGAUGAUGGUUAUCGCUGGAGAAAGUACGGACAGAAGGCCGUCAAGAACAACUUAUAUCCCAGGAGCUAUUAUCGGUGCACACAGCACACAUGCAAUGUGAAAAAGCAGGUCCAGAGGCUGUCUAAGGACACGAGCAUUGUGGUGACAACAUAUGAAGGAACUCACAAUCAUCCCUGUGAGAAGUUGAUGGAAACCCUAACUCCUCUUCUGAAGCAAAUGCAGUUCCUCUCUAGGUUCUGAUUCAAAAUUAAUUAGCUCGCUAGUACCAAAGGUUUAAUUGCUACAUGAACAUACAGAAUACACAGUGCAUGAUCUUCUGUUGGAAAUUAAUUUGUACUUAUAUAUGUAUUAACCUUAUUAA
Molecule: messenger RNA, 787 nt
Organism: Prunus dulcis (almond)
Lineage: Eukaryota; Viridiplantae; Streptophyta; Magnoliopsida; Rosales; Rosaceae
Product: probable WRKY transcription factor 56
Exons: 2
Coding region: 1-666 (221 amino acids)
Biological process (GO): regulation of DNA-templated transcription
Molecular function (GO): DNA-binding transcription factor activity; sequence-specific DNA binding
Source: RefSeq, a predicted model, not a curated record